Saccharomycopsis crataegensis is the source of this 2424-nucleotide messenger RNA. RefSeq names its product M28 family metallopeptidase. The coding region runs from base 1 to 2424 and encodes 807 amino acids. NCBI's taxonomy places the organism in Eukaryota, Fungi, Ascomycota, Saccharomycetes, Ascoideales, Saccharomycopsidaceae. The record is from RefSeq and is a predicted model, not a curated record. The transcript has a single exon. Gene Ontology annotation, molecular function: carboxypeptidase activity.
AUGGAAGAAAAAUCACAAUUUUUGGUGCCAUUGGCAGAUAAAGUUUCCAGAAAGCCCCGGAGAUCAUGGCCAUGGGAAAAAUUCCUCGGGUGUGCUUGUCUUUUGCUCCUUUUGUACCACACCAACCACCAACAACCCCUGAUCUCAUCGCCGCCAUCGUUAGCAACCUUAUCGGAGCGCUACCUCAACGUCUUAUCUGCCACCAAUCUUGCUGCCAAAUGGUCCUAUGAGUUCACAAAGGCACCUCAUUUAGCAGGAACAAACAUCGAGCUAGCCAAUUGGCAAAAGAAGAAGUUUGAAGACUUUGGGUUAUGUAAUGUGGAAACUGAGGACUUUGACGUUUAUUUGAACUACCCAAGUAAAACAUCUUUAAAGUUGAUCGAUGCCAACAGCGAUGAGAUAAUUUAUCAUCCAACCCUUAAGGAAGACCAGCUUGAUGAGGAUCCUACCACCAAUAGUCCUGGAUUGAUACCUGCUUUCCAUGGCUAUUCUGCUUCGGGGAAUAUCACUGCUAAAUAUAUUUAUGCCAAUUACGGUACGGUUGGUGAUUUCCAGAAGCUAAUUGACAACAAUGUCAAUAUAACCGGUAAAAUUGUGAUUGUUAGAUACGGUAAAAUUUUUAGAGGCUUGAAGGUCAGAUUUGCUCAAAACGCUGGAGCCGUAGGUGUUUUAAUUUAUUCUGAACCUUCGGAUGAUGGGGAAAUUACCGUCGACCAUGGGUAUGCCGCUUAUCCCAAUGGUCCAGCAAGAAACCCAUCGGCUAUUCAAAGAGGAUCUGUUCAAUUCUUAUCCCAAAUUCCUGGAGACCCAACUACGCCUGGCUGGCCUUCCAAAGGCGAUGAUAUUCACAGGGUUGACCCGCAUCACAGUAUUCCAAGUAUCCCCUCUUUGCCUAUUAGCUAUUCAGAAGUAGUCACAAUCUUGAAAGCUUUGAAUGGUCAUGGUUUAAAAUUUGAUGGUUGGGAAGGGGACCUUUCGGAAGUUAACUACAAUAUUGGACCAAACCCUGACUUGCUGUUGAACAUGUUCAACCUUCAGGAUUAUAAAAUCAACAAGAUUUUUAAUGUUUAUGGAGAGAUUGAAGGUCAUCUAAAAGACGAAGUCAUUUUGCUUGGAAAUCACAGAGAUGCAUGGAUCAAAGGUGGUGCUGGUGAUCCAAACUCUGGGUCUGCAACAAUGAUGGAAAUUAUUAGAGCAUUGCAUGAGUUGCAGAUGACUGGCUGGAAACCCUAUCGCACUAUUCGUUUUGCUUCCUGGGAUGGUGAAGAGUACGGUUUAAUAGGGUCAACGGAAUUUGGUGAAUUAUACCACAAGGAGCUUCAAAAGAAAGUCAUUGCCUACUUGAACCUCGAUGUUGGAACCAGUGGCAGUCAUUUGAAAUUGCAAGGCUCUCCACUAUUGUAUAAGCUUCUUAAUGAAAAUGCGCAGAAGAUUAAACACCCAAUUUAUAACAAAACUUUGUUUGAUCAUUUCUAUGAGAAUAAAAAAUUCAUCUCUAUCUUGGGAAGCGGCUCUGACUUCACAGUGUUCUUGGAGCAUUUGGGUAUCGCUUCUAUCGACCUUGGCUUUACCCCAGCCAACAAAGAUCCAAUUUAUCAUUAUCAUUCAAACUAUGACUCUUAUCAUUGGAUGAAUAAGUUUGGUGACCCUGGAUUUAAAUUACACAAUACUAUGGCUAAAUAUUUGGGGUUGGUUACUUUGGACCUUGUUGAGAAUAAAAUUUUGAGAUUUGGGGCCAUUGAAAACAGUGAACUAAUUAAAGAAUUCUUUGAAUUAACAGUGAAAAAAGUACCUUGUCAUUGGUUGAAUGAACCUACAAAUUACGAAUGGACUCUUGUGGGAACUUGCUGUCGUCAACUGAACUUGCCUUUUGAAAAUAGUGUCCUCGACGAAGAGUUUGACGAUUUAUUGCAAGCCUUCAGUGACUCUGGUGUGGUUUAUGAUAACUGGAAUGAUAAUUCACAUUAUUGUGAUCUUGCAAAAAUGAAGGAAAAAUCUUUGAAAGAGAUUAUUUCUUUAACAAAUAAUUCCAUCAACUCUUUUAUUGGGACAUCCUACAAAAUUGAAGCCCGUAUGGUGGAUUUGAAAUUUGAGUUGGAUGAUCUUGAACGACGUGGAUAUUCUCCAUGGAACCCAAUUUAUCGUUGGAAACUUAGUAGAAUCAUGGCUAAAAUUGCAGCAGUAAACUCGAAAUUGAAGUUUGUUGAGCGAUACUUCCUAUACUACAAAGGUUUGACUGGUAGAAAAUGGUUCCGUCAUAUCAUUUAUGCUGCUGGAAGAAAUACCGGCUAUUCUGGUCAAGUGUUUCCAGGCUUAAGUGAGGCCAUCGAGGAUGAUGACAUGCAUGAAUUUGUGAAGUGGUUGUUUAUCAUCAAUUCAAGCAUCAGAAAGGCUAAUAAACACUUAAAAUUGAUGAGUGAAUGA